Messenger RNA from Cylicocyclus nassatus, 429 nucleotides. The record is from the annotation of a GenBank genome assembly. NCBI's taxonomy places the organism in Eukaryota, Metazoa, Nematoda, Chromadorea, Rhabditida, Strongylidae.
AUGGACCUUCGAAUAGGAAUUUUGACGAAGGUCGCAAGGUCAUUCCGCCAUCUCAGCGACAUCCUCAGCGAAUGGAAAGCGAUUAAGAGUUGUUACGAACAAUUUCAAAACGGCGGCAGAGUGAUUACCGCAUGGCCACCGCUGAUCGAAAAAGAUGAGACGAUCUGGAAGAACGUGGUGGAGAUGUGGACCGUUCUCGAUGAAACGCUGGCGAACAAAGGCGGACCAAAGCAAUGCAUUACUACGGCGAACUCGAAGAUCAAGGCCGGCAAGGUUUUCUGUGAAAAAGGGACGCCCGAAGACUGUGUUUAUUUUUACAGUGCUGCUAGUGUUGUGGCUAAUGCCAAAUUGUUGUAUAAUUGUAUUCGUAAGAGGGUCGCGAAGGAGGUCCAGCUACCCGAGUUGAAGCCACUGCCGAUGAGGGCAUAG